Molecule: messenger RNA, 1838 nt
Organism: Homalodisca vitripennis (glassy-winged sharpshooter)
Lineage: Eukaryota; Metazoa; Arthropoda; Insecta; Hemiptera; Cicadellidae
Product: cilia- and flagella-associated protein 157
Exons: 10
Coding region: 274-1725 (483 amino acids)
Cellular component (GO): ciliary basal body; cilium
Molecular function (GO): microtubule binding
Source: RefSeq, a predicted model, not a curated record
UGGUGCAAAAAUUUGAAUUGCAGUUGAAUUUAGUGAACAUUCCGUCAGAGUGAGGGUAGAGAAUAAAAUAACAAUGAUAUUGAUGUUACAUUUUUUCCCCAGCUCUUCAUCUCUUGCUAUCGGACAUUAAUGUUAUAAAAGUAAAAGUUUUAUAAAUUUAGAACUGUUAAAAUGUUGAAGCUUAUUUUCCAUUAUAAUAUCUACUAACCUUUGUUGAGAGUACCUACUGACUAUCAUAUUAAUCUAUAAUAAUUUUUGACAUAAAACAAAUUCAUGGGAAAGAAAGGAAAAGGAGGAGGUAAAAAGAAGCAGGCCAAAGAAGACAAAGAAGUUUUACCAGAAGUUGACAAGGAAUUUUAUGAAAUCCAAAUUACUGAUUUAAAUCAGAAACUUGCCAGAUUACGAUCCCGGUGUUCAGAACUAGAAUCAGAAAAUGAAGACGUCAAGAAGAGCCUUCAGAAGUUGGAUGAGGACAGGGCUGAUAUUAUUGCUUACCUCAGAAGAACGCUUCAAUCAAAGGCUGAUGAAAUUGCAGAGUUGCAGGAACGGCUGGUGGCUCUCCAACAGACAAGAGAGGCAGAGAAGACAGCAUUCCAGGAGAAAAUCAAAUCCAUGGAACAUGAUUUUAAGAGCAUGCAUGAACAGCUCAACUCUGAAAUAAAACUGCUAAAUGGCAAACUUAACUCAUUGGAGGAGUUCCGCAGGGAGAGAGAAGAGCUGAUGAACAAAUUUACAAGGCAGGAAGAAGAAAUGGAGGAACAAGAAAAGAGGCAUAAAAUUGCACUAUAUGAAGUGGAGCGAAAAUUUAUAGUUGGAAAAGAUGAGCUAAAGAAGGACAUGGAAAAUAAAUUACUACAAUUAUCGCUGGAUUUUCAAACCACAACUGACAUCCGCAUUGCCACCACAACACAGAGAGUCAUACGAGAGAAUGUUGCUGUUAACAACGAGAUCAACGUGUUAAUGGAAUCUUGGAAAAGUCUACAUGAAGAAAAUGCCGAUCUUAAGAAAAAAGAGAGAGAUCUCAAAAUUGAAGCAGAGAUACAAAGAGAGGACAACAAAAUCCUUUUAAAAAAGAAUUUGAUUCAAAAUAGGAUAAUAGAGAAGAUCUCAAUGAUGCAAAUGAGGCUACAAGACACACUACGGGCAAUGGAAAGGGUGCAGUGGAUGAAUAAGGUGGCAGAGGAUAAGCUGAUUGCAGCAAAGAAAGCGCUUCAUGCAGAGCGUGAAAUCAGUCAAAGAUUAAAGCAGUUGCUUGAAGCUCGAGAUGCAGAGGAGUGUCAACAUGUGGUGGACCUGCAUGAGCUUCGUCAACACUGUAAAACACUGGAGACCAUGAUUGAAACUGCCACUGAAGCUGUCAGGCAGGCACUUAAUGUGCAGGAGGAGCCAGACGAAGAUGAGGCAUAUAACUUGAGCCAGAGAGAAUCUCUACUUUCAAUACUUCUGGAAUUGUUUGACAAACCUGAACUGCUGACGACAGAACCUACCGAACCGUUGCAAUCGAUCGACACUAUAAUCUACACCAAAGGGAAUUUGGGCUUGAUCAGCAAACCUGAAGAAGAUACAAAGAAGAUAGAAGAAGAUAUACCUGAUGGAUCUUCUACUUCAAUUGGUUCUGAUAAUAAAGAGAAAGAUGGUGAUUCAAUUACAGCAUUAUCCAAAGCACCAAAGCCAAAGAAGUCUACACAGUCUACAUCUUCCAAUACAAGUAAAAAGCAUUCUUGAACUUCAGUUGACUAUGCUGCUUCCUCUGUAUUCAAGGUGUGGGAAUACAUAGUUCAGUUAAAAUAUAAAUUUGUUUGUAGAAUAUAAAUUAAAUAAAAAAUGUUCUAACCUAU